AUGAAGAGACGAUUAAAAUUGUGGAUUUUAAUUCUCGAAUUACUGUUUCUUCUCACGGUAGAAUCGAAAAAGACCGACCUUUAUAAGGUACUGGGGGUUGAUCAAAAUGCGAGUCAACGUGAAAUUCAGAAAGCUUUCCAUAAGCUCUCACUCCAGUAUCAUCCUGACAAGAAUAAGAACAAGGGUGCGCACGAAAAGUUUGCCGAGAUAAAUAACGCAUAUGACAUUCUAUCUGAUGAGCAGAAGAGGAAAAACUACGAUCUUUAUGGGGAUGAAAAGGGAAAUCCUGGAUUUGAUACAGGAAACCCUGGAGAUGACGGUGGAUACAGCUAUUUCACAAGUGGUGGACCAGGACAGAGUGGCUUUAAUUUCAAGCAAGGUGGAUGGCAAGAUAUGGGUGGGCAAGGAGGUUCAAAAUCAUUCUCAUUUUCUUUUGGAGGUCCUGGCUCUGGUAGUGGAAGGCAAAGCUCAUUUAGCUUUGGUUUAGAUGAUAUCUUUUCAAACUUUUUUGGAGGUGAUGCUGGAGGAGGGAAUCAGUUUGGUGGUUUCAGUAGUUCGGGCAGUUCUCAGUAUGGGAGUAAAGGACCUUCUAAGAGUCUCCCAGCUGUAAAUUCUCAGUUGUAUAUGAAAGAAAUAGUUGAUAGAGGGAUGACGUGGCUCUUAUUAUCUCACGCUUCUGGUCUUCAAGGAAUCCAACAUUAUGAAUAUAUCAUCGAGGAGGUUGCGAGCUCACUGCAGGGAGCAUUAAAGGCUGGUAGUAUAAAUUGCGGUAGUGAUGCAUCUUUUUGUACGGAGUUUGGUGUAUAUCCUCGCAGAGCACCAAGAGUGUUUGUCUAUUCAUAUAAAUUGAGUGAAAGUGGUUCCUUAGUGGAGUACACUGGUGAUUUGAACGUGAAGAGUGUGAAAAGUUUUGUUAUAGAUUAUUUACCAAGAUUUUCAAAGCGGGUAGACUUGGGCCAUUUAGAUGUCAGUUCUGAUAAUUCUGGGAACUUACCCAAAGUGAUGCUUCUCUCUACAAAAAAGGAUACUCCUGUUAUCUGGCGUGCUCUCAGUGGGUUAUAUCACAAACGUUUUCUCUUCUACGAUGCUGAGGUUCAUGACAUUUCAUAUGUGAAAGAAUUGGGUGUUGAUGCGCUUCCAGCUAUUAUUGGUUGGCUAUCAAACGGAGAGAAGCAUAUCCUGAAAUCUGAGGUAUCUGUAAAAGAUCUAAAGUCUGCUAUUCAAGACAUUAGUGGCUUGCUUGACAAUUUUGAGAAAAAAAACAAGAAGGCAGCUUCAGCCAGAAAGGGACAUACUGAAUCGGAGGAUAAACAUGUAAAGUUGCUUACAGGAUCCAACUUUAAUGAUAUCUGUGGAGAGAAAUCUCCUGUCUGCAUAAUUGGCGCUUUCAGGUCGUCAAAAUCAAAGGAUAUACUCGAAAAGAUUAUUCAAUCAGUGUCUCAGAAAUCUUUAUUGAGGAGGAGUAUGGCCUCUAGUUCGAGGGAUUCAGUUUCCUAUGCUCUUCUCGAUGCUGCUAAGCAACAACAGUUUCUAAAUGCCUUUGAUAAGUCGGGAUUCAAGUCAUCAGACAAACUCAUACUGGCAUACAAACCUAAGAGAGGAACUUAUGCUGUAUUUCAGGGUGAAGUAACUGAAGAAGAAACUGAGAGUUUUGUAGGUUCAGUACUGAAUGGAGAUUGCAUGAUUCUUUACAAAAAAGGAGACCUUACCAUUCCCGAAGAGCUAUGGCGUCUGCAUCCUCCGGGAACAAGUUUGCCAAAAUACUUGGUUAAUGCAGCCACAACAAUGCCCUCAAGUGAUGCUUCGGUUGUACUGCAAGUCUGUAACACCGUUUCUGCUUGCUCCAAAUCAGCCAUAGUACUCAGGGUUCCAUUCAAACAACUCCCAACAACAAACUGCAAUGAUGUCAAAAAUCGUGGUAUCCGGUUGCAAGAGGCUCUCAUCUCAAAAUGCCUGAAAGAACAAGCCAGCAAAAAGACUGUUCUCCAGGCUCAGAAGGACUUACAAGUCGCCAAAAGAGCUGGCCAGCUGAUUGAAGCACACCAUGAAGAUGUCAAGGAGAACUAA
Messenger RNA from Fraxinus pennsylvanica, 2067 nucleotides. Lineage: Eukaryota; Viridiplantae; Streptophyta; Magnoliopsida; Lamiales; Oleaceae. The record is from the annotation of a GenBank genome assembly.